CUUUGAAAUUGGCAGGGGUCAUUCCACGAGAGAUCGGCAAUCUUAGGAACCUCAAGGAAUUUGGCAUGGAAAGAAACCAAAUCACAGGCUCUAUACCCAGAGAAAUUGGGAAUUUGACCGAGCUUACAUCGAUUGAAUUUGCGCACAACUUCUUAACAGGUGUAAUACCAGAAGAGAUGUCCAACCUUCACAAACUGGAGGCACUUUAUUUAAUAUUCAAUGAGUUAAAUGGCUCAAUACCGGUUGGGAUCUUCAACCUCUCAACGAUGAGCGUGGUUUCAUUGGGAUUCAAUCACCUUACAGGCAAUCUUCCUUCGAAUAUUGGUAACCAAUGGCCAAAUUUAGAAAAGUUUCAUCUUAGCGGAAAUAACAUUGGUGGACUUAUGCCAGCUUCUAUUGUAAAUUGCUCUAAAUUAAAAGCACAUUAGUCAAUUCACUUCAGA
This is a messenger RNA of Coffea arabica (coffee), 443 nucleotides long. RefSeq lists its product as uncharacterized. Lineage: Eukaryota; Viridiplantae; Streptophyta; Magnoliopsida; Gentianales; Rubiaceae. Gene Ontology annotation, molecular function: protein binding. The record is from RefSeq and is a predicted model, not a curated record.